UCUAAACGGAAUUUUUAUCAUUUCUAUCACUUCAGAAAUGUAGCUGUGAAAGGAAAUAUACAAUCAAUGGCAGAUUACAAAUAAAAGAACAUACUAAUAGCUCUUCUGUCAAAAUCAGGAGAAACAACAUGUCUACCAGGAUUUCAGCAGCAAAAGAAGCAAUCCCUCCAUCCGAUCAGCUGUGUUCAUCAUCAUCACCAUCCUGGCAUCAGUUGUAUAACAAUGACAGCACCAGUCAUUCACCGAUGUCUUCUUCUCUGCCCGAAGAACAGGUGCUGCCGAGUAACAACAUACCAAACUACAUGACACUAACUGAGUCCAUUAAGGCAAAACAUAACAAGCUUCAGCAGAAGAACAUAUAAUUCCUCUCCAUCUCAAUAUGGUGAUGAUAAUAACAACAGCAACAUGCAGAGACAUUCAUCACAGGAUUUACAACCCUGUCAGGGUAAAUCAAUCCCUCUUCGCCGCCAUGGGUCAUUGACAAUGAGAAGAAGUGCUGGAGCAGAUAAUAUGAUGAAGAAUGCUUGCAAGGAUCUCUAUCCUUCUCCUCCUUUGCAGCAGCCAGCAGGUAGUGAGAUGAAUGUGAUGAUGGUGAUUGGUGAAGAAUAUAUAUAGGAAGGAUCUUCAAAAGUAUUAAAUGAAGUGUGAAAUUUAUUGUUUACUGCUUUUAAUGUGUUGGUGUGAGGGAGGAGGUCUCAACAUCUUGUUGAGUUGUGUGUAGAAACUGUGAUGAUAGGACAAAAGAAUGACUACACACAUAUAUGUAAUCAGUGGUGACCUUGUUGUUAUAUUGUUGUUACAAUGUACUUUAUGUUAUAGUAUCUUAUCUUACAUACAAAACUAGUUGCAUUUAAAAAAGUAAUUGGAGCAAACAUGGGGAGAUGCAUAGUUUAUCAAACAUGAUAUGUGAGAACUGUAUAUCCUCUUAAGUACUUCAUUAUUCUAAGAUUACAAAAUAAACUUUGAACUUUUGAUGUAAAUAAAAAUUGAUAUUAAAUCUCAAAAACUGCAAUCUCUGUGAGUUAAACCAGAUAUAGAGAUGUUUGGUGUAAACCGAACAUAUUUGGGUUAGUGUCUAAAGGAGCCUAAAAACAUGUGUUUUUUUUGUUAAAAAACAUGUUGUAGAAUAUAUUUUAAUGACAUUGAAAUUCAUUGUCAGGAAAAAGUAUUUAGCUAACUUUUGUGGGGUUCACUUAAGUUUUUUUUACUGUCUAAAGGUAUCUUCACGAACAGAUACCUGUCAAUGUACACAUCAUAUCUUUCAAGGAGUUAUCUCUAUAUUUGGUUUAAACAUAAAAAAAACAUAUUGAAAAUUACAUCCACUCCUCGAAAUUCAUCGCAUAUAUACAUGUCAGAACAGGUGAUAUGUGAUCGGAUGACUUAUUUAUACUUAUCAAUAUUAGGUUGCCAUACAUGUAUUUUGGUUAGUUUUCUAGUUAGUUCUGGAAUUGAAUCUCAUCGAAAGUCAUCUGAAGGUAUCUUCAAGCAGACAUCUAAGGAAAUUUUAUCAAUCUAUCACUUUAGAAGUGUAAUAGUGAAAGGAAAGAUACAAUCAAUGGCAGAUUAUAUAGUCUAUCAAACUGCAGUUAGUGAUCAAGCUUUAGUGAUCACUCCGCUAGAAAAUUGAGUAAAAAUGGAGUGAUUCAAAUUUGAGAAGUUUUUUUACUUGAAUAAAAAAGGAACAUGGACUAAAAACACUUUCCCAUACUAAAAUCGUCCAUAUCAAACCCAAAGCAUCAUACAUUGACUUAUUUUAUUAGGCUCACAUAAUGACUUACCAUAAAUUCCCAAUUCUUUGAUCAUAAUAUAUACACCUAUACCUGUAAUGUGAAACAAAAUACCUCCCAACUGAUAUGGUAUAUUCAGCUCACUAAUAUUAAUUGUUUAUGGACUCCUGAUAAUUUGCAUUCAUAAAGGUUAAAUAAAUUUAUGAAAGUAUGCACUCUUUAAGAACCUGGAAAUUAGUCACAAUCAACACUAUGGUUUUCUGCUCAAAGUGUCUGCAUAUGUUACAACCCAGUGAGUAUAUCUAUAUAAGCUUCAUGUGCUUUGUUUUUGUUUGGUAGAACUCUCUAAACACUACAAAACAUUUAUCCUGGAGUACAAUUUCAAUGCAGAUAAAAAACAAUGUCAAAGUUAUCUCCCAAAAGUAAAACAAAAACAGGAAUGAGAAACAGUGCAAUGGCAGAAAUUGCCAUCCAACUAAAAAAAAUGCUUUAAACACAUUUUCAUCCAAUUGCUUACCCCUUUCCAUCCAUAAUGUUAAAAGUGCGUUACUCCACUGGUCACUUUGACACCUAAACAGUCCCUGCAUGUCUGAAAGCUUUAAUAUAUUACAUUUUCGAGAAAUGAGCACUGUACCUACCACCAAUCAUGCAAACACCCACCACAGCACAUUCUCCUCUAUUAUGUUUCCCAUCCAAGGCAUCCAGCCAGUGGCGUAUCCACUAUGGGGGCAGCGGGGGCGGCUGCCCCCACUCAACCCCAACCCAACCCCUAUAUAUAUCUAAAAGUUUAUAAGAAAUUGCUCAAAAUAAGAGUUAAAUGUAGAAAAAAAUCUAAAAUAGGACUAAGAACGUUUUCUUUCAUAUUAAAAGAAAGAAAGACUAAAAAAAUCACUAAAUUUUGUUAUGUUUAACUUAUAUUUAGAUAAUUUUCUCAAACUUCAUCUGUAAUUACAUCUUUACACACGUAAUAUAAAUUAAUCUUCUUUUUAUUCAUACAUACUUGUACAUAUAUAUCUUAAACUAAAUUUAAUCAAACAAUAUUAAUAAUGGCAUUUGCUAUUUGUAAAAUAUGAGACUAAAUUGUAGUGCAUGCUUGCCCCCACUCGCCAAAUUUCCUGGAUACGCCAUUGCAUCCAGCCAUACAAAGGUAUGUGACAUUGGGGGUAUCAAGGGUCUCAACUCUCAACCAUUCUGUUUCCCUCUUCCCAAGUCAGUUCAAGCUUCUCUUUUCUAGAAAAUAAAAGCUAGAACUCAAAGUAAGACAUGAUAAUGAAUUUCAAACAUACCUGAAAGGAAAGAAUUUUUUAACAAAACCAGGCAUAUAUUUAAGAUUCAAGAUUAGCUGAGCUAAAAAAUUAAAGUUAUCUAUUAUCUCAAAUCAACACAAAAAUCAGAUAUGAAAGGAAACCCAAACAUAUAGCAUAUGAACAGUUGAACACCAUAAUGUGCUUUACAAUACAAUCGUAGAUUGUCAGGGAAUGAUUUGGUGGGUGGGUUUUUACCAAAUAUUUUUUUAGCUCAUUUGAAAGUCCAAGAAUUCCAAAUUUGACAAUGAAAAUAAUAGUAACCCCUACCCAAAACCUCCACUUUCCCUCCAUAUUUGUCCUUCCCUAGAAAUUUAAAAGUUCAAGAAUUCCCCAGAAAUUGAGCAGCUCAUCAGCAAACGGGAGAGAGCAAAUGGAGGGUUAUUUUAACGGCAAAAAGGCCAUGCUCAAAGCCAUUCGCUCUUUAUAUAUUAGAAGAUAUGAGGAAUUGUGCCAUUUCAAUGGCCUACCAAUCUCUAUGAAAUACAAAACUUGUUAAUCACCAUAUUGAAUUAAUCCAGUUUCUACUAAACAAUGCAGUAUGGCACAUUGAAAAGAAAAAAUUACAAAUUCCAAAAGUUUAAGUGCAAAAAACAUACACUAUGUCACCCCUUCUUGGCAUUUGGAAUCUCCCGAGAAAAACCAACUUCAGAAAGAAAUCUUGAUAAAAAUCCUCCAGAUUUGCUUUGACCAGUAUUUUCAUUACGGGAAUUGCUCAAAUUGCUUAUUAGAGCCCAGUGAGUGUCAAAGUCAGGCUCAUACCCAUUUUGUUGCAUUUUGUGUAAGACCUGGGAUGCUUUGAUAAAAUUGUUCCCAAACCGGUACGCAUUAACUACCGCACAAUACAUUUCCCUGCUUGGGGUCUCGCUAAUCUGAACUAUGGAAUGGAUUAACAUUUCUGCCUCCGCAACUCGUCCUCCAUUGCAUAAGCUAUGGGUAAGUUUGUUCCAAGUGUUGCUGUUUGGUAUUAGGUUCCUGCAUAACAUCUCAGCAUGAAAGUCCAGAGCUUGAUCCAAAAUGUUACAAGAACAGAAACUCUGAAUAACAUAAUCAAAACUGGCAGUGUCUGGGUCAUUCCCUUUCCUUAACAUUAUGUUCAGAAGAUCUACUGCUUUGUAUACUUCUGCAUGCUGACAAAACCGCUUAAUAAGAACAUCAUAGUUUAUGUUGGAUGGGAUUAAGUCUUUUUGUGCUAUACGGUCCAACAACUCUAUGGCUUCACUGAAGUUGCCAUUCGUAAGAAGGCCUUCAAUCAUAGCAUACUGAGUAAGUGAACCAAGAGCCCAACCUCUCAAUUCCAUUUCCUUGCUCAAGUCAAGAGCUUUUUCUAGCUCCCCAUUGCAGCUAAGGCAUUUUAUAACCUCUCUAAGACUGCGAUUAUUUGGCUUCAGAUCUUUUUGCAUCAUGUCUUUCAGAUAUUGAAAUGAACAUUUUGCAUCAUUACACAUGGAGAAUCCCUGAAUGAGAAAAUUGUAAGUCACUUCUUCAAGGGGUUGCAUUUCAUGCACAAGUGUAUUCACAACUGAAGUUUUUUUCACUGAAAACAGGUGAAAAAUCAGUAUACUAUAUAUCACUGAGUGUGGGAGGUUGUUUUGCUUGAUCAUAACCAUUUUCAAGCUCAGUGCAAGACAGAGCUUGCCUUCUGCAAACAUAAGGCUCAUUAAACUUCGAUAGCUUGCAAGUGUAAGAUCCAAGUUUUUACGGAUCAUGACACCAAACAGCUCUCCGAUUUUCUUGAAGUUUUUAGCUUUAGAGUACCCCUGAACUAGAGGAUUAUAGGCUUCCAUGUCAAAGGACAGCCUAUGUCUAUGUAUCUCUUGGUAGAGGUUUGAUGCUUCAUCUACCAUCCCAGACUGGCAAAAACCAUGCAAUAGAGCACAGUGCAGAUAAAACAAAGCAGAAGGUUGUUUUCUUGAGACACUAUCUUUCAAAAAGACAGCUUUCUCGAUUUUACCAGUCCUGCAUAGCCAUGGAAUUAAAACAUUACAUACAUCCAAGGGCAGAGUGAAAUUCUUAGCAAGCAUAGUUUCAGAUAUCAAAAAAGCUUCAGAAAAUUUCUUCUCUUUACAGAGGACACUGAUAAGAUGGCCAUAAGACAUGUCAUCAGGGUUGUAGCCACGGUUUACAAGUGUCUCGACUAAAACACGUGCAGAGUUUGUAAACCCACAGGCACAAAGCUGCUCAAAAUACUCAUUAAAAGAAUUACCAAAGUCUUCCUUGUGAGGGUAGUGCACUAACAUGACCUCAAAUAGCUCUAGAGCCUUGUCAAGAAAUCCUUGUCGGCAUAGGCAGCUGAGAAGAGUUUUGCCAUCCUUCAAACCAGGAUACCAGUUAUAUCUUUGUGCAAGCUGCCAGUAGUUAGCUAGAGCUCGCCGGUCGCCUUUCUUGCAUAGCCCAAUUAACAGGACAGUAUGUGUUUUAUUCUCAACACUUUGAUGCCUCAUCAUCAAUCCCUUAACAAUUAUUCGAGCCCUGCGCAUGAAGCCUUUUUUACCAAAAGCUUGAGCAAGUGUAUUUAACGUUUCAUGAUCAAGCUGAUGAUAGUUAAAGAUAGGGUUUUCCUCUGACCAAUGGACAACUGUUUUCAUACUGCCACGGCAUUCACAAAUCCCUUUGACUAAUGUUGUGAACAAAGGCAGGGACACCAUUUGACCCCACUUACCCAUAUGGUAUACGGUUAAAAUAGCUUCUUUAAUGUCUUUAUUGCUCCCAAUACUCUUCAAUAUUUGGGACUUGAAAUCUGGAAGCAUGGCAUUAUCAAGUACUUCAGUCAUAGUAGUCUCAUACUUUCCGAUAUCUGUAUCCAGAAAAAGUCCAUUCCCAAGGUUAUCGAAAAAUUCUGCCUUAGAAUAUCCAAACCCACUGUCUCUUCUUAUCUUCACAUCAGAAGGAGCAAGUCCCAGCAGUGUAAAAGCUUUGCUAAGUGGGUCUUCUAGAGAUAUUGGUUGGAUGAAACCACAGUCUGCCAUCUGGGAAACUGUUGCUUUGACUUCAUGAAAGAGUCUAGCUUUACAGUAUCCUGCUAAGAGAACCAAGAAAGUUGACAUAUGGAGCACUUCUGCCCGAUCCUUCAUUUCAUAGAUAAUUUCUUGAGAGUGCUUCCACAUACCCUUCUUGAAAAACCCACUCAAAAGAGCGUCAUAUGAAUAUAUUUGAGGUUUCAGAUUUCUUGACAGAAUCUCAGAAAAAUAAAUGAAGGCAUCCUUCAUUUUACCUUCACGGCAACUCCAACCAAUCAAAAUCCCAAAGGUUAUUUCAUUGGAACAAAAACCUAGUCCUUCGAGCUUCAGGCGGAACGAAUUGGCAAAAUCUGAACCAUAACAUGUACACAAAGAAUGCAUGAUCUUGUUGCCAACAUGUAAAUCGGGGAUGCAUCUUGCUUCAACAAAGAAACUAAGUAUAUCAUCAUAAUCCUUCUUCUCACAGUAUGCAUUGACCAUUGAACUGAGAACUAUAUCAGUGGGCUUAAAUCCAAGAGCUAGAACUUUCUUAACAAGAAUUCUAGCAUCCUGAACUUUUCCUUCUAGACACAACAUCCGAACAACUCCCCCAUAAAUAGACCCUUCUGCUACUAUCUUUCCCAGACCGAGCUCUAUAGCAUCAGCAAAAAUUUGAGGCGCCAAAUGUGUCACAUUUAAUUGAACCAAGAACUCGAGAAGGUGUUGAUAGCAGAGAGAGGAUGGGGAUAAACCUAGAAUUCUCAUUCUAUCAUAAUUUGAAACAGCCUUCUUUAAUUGGAGCUCACCCACAUACCCUUGAAUCAAAUUACUGAAAAUUUCAUGAUCAUCCAAGAGAAUUCCCCUAGUUCCAGCCACCGAAAGCAAGCAUUCAACCUCCUCAAACAGCUGAACCCGGACAAGCAAUGAGGCCAUGAUCUUGUAAGAUUGAGGAAGAUGCCCAAAACCCUUACUCUGCUCCCCAGCCCGCCUAAAUAUCCCCCACAAAGAUUCAACCUUUUUAGCCUCAAGCUGAAAAUUAUCUCCACCACAUUGAAAACCCAGCAAAAUUUGAAGAACAUCUUGAGGUUUUAACUCAGGAACCCUCCAGAAUUUGCGAACAGUUUCUGGGGAAAUACAAGAAAGCGAAAGGAGGCACUCUUUGAGAUAAGAGUUGACUGAGGUUUCUCCUUUGCUUCUGUCACGGAGAGGUGAACAUAUUGAUAUCACAUGUUUUGCAAUUCCAUGAAAGUUAAUCGCAGUUGCUUCAUUGAUGGUUGGUUUCGCAGCUGAUGCACAAGAUUGCUGCGAAGCGUGGACUGUAAAGGAGGACAACGGACAAUUAUAUGGUAGGAAAUGACUGAAAUGGGGAAGAAGGAAAUGAACCCUCUUGAUGUGCUGCUUUCUUGAUUGUUGAAGAUUGAAUAGAAGUUGAAGCAUUCGACUGCAAUGAAAAAGCUACUAGUGUGGAGGAGUAAC
Cuscuta epithymum is the source of this 7446-nucleotide messenger RNA. The record is from the annotation of a GenBank genome assembly. Lineage: Eukaryota; Viridiplantae; Streptophyta; Magnoliopsida; Solanales; Convolvulaceae.